Molecule: messenger RNA, 1664 nt
Organism: Dermacentor albipictus
Lineage: Eukaryota; Metazoa; Arthropoda; Arachnida; Ixodida; Ixodidae
Source: RefSeq, a predicted model, not a curated record
UGCCAUCCGCCAACCAUAGGACAUUACCUAAAGUCAGCGGGUGCAGCUUAGUCGAAUGCUGUCUAGUUAAUUUCAUGCUCAAAAUUCUAAGAAACAUCGGACUGGUGCGUUACAUAUUGUGCUAAAGAUGAUGACAAAAAGCUUAUUUCAUCAGCUCUUCUGCUUGCUUGCUUCCUUGUCCUCCGUUUCGCAAGUGACGUAUUGUGCCAAAAUUCCUGCUGAGGAGACACUGGUCUUCCCGAAACUUCUUGAGAGUCGUAACGACGAAGGGACAAAGGUUCUCAAGAUAAACGAUGCUCUCACACUGAACUUGGAAAAGAGUUCUGUCAUGAGCGAUGAGUUCUUACUCCGGACUUAUCAAGGGCAUGUUAUGCAGCACACUUACCUCGACGGACAAGCCCUGGAAGAGGACCUGUAUCAUGACCCACAUCGUUUCGCAUCCGUAUUUGUGUCCGAAGAAAAUGGAUUAGAAGUGGAGGGUGUACUCGGUCCCAAGUUUGCCAUAAAGCCAGUCAAGGGUCAAGGAAGAUCGGCAGGAGUAGGGGAUGUGCCACAUGUUAUCUACAAGAUUGAAGACCAUGAAGGAGUCUUCGCGAGAACAGAUGGUACUGAGCAAGAAAGAGCGAAGACCAACAUCUCUGAACGGCAGAAUCAAAAUAGCGCCAGACCAAGUAUAAUAUAUCCAGAAUUAUUGAUCAUCGUGGACAGCACACUCAGGGCGCAAUUCAGCACGGAAUUCACGUUGCUGAAAUAUUUAAUCAUCACUUUAAACUCCGUGAAUGUACGGUACCUGACUGUAUCAGAUCCAGCAGUGAGAAUCAUGUUUCGUGCGAUGGAAGUUCUUACUCCAGCUGUAGAGACGUUCCUGAGCCGUUCUGGAAAUUAUGUUCAAGGAAUUCGUUCACUUCAAGGCCUGCGAGACUAUGUUCACAAGAACCCUGACAAAUAUGGAAUUUACGACGGCGUUUACCUCGUAACCGGGCUUGACAUGGCAGAGUACACCUAUUAUGGCUGGAACGGGAACCUGCUCGGCUAUGCAUAUAUUGGGGGUAUCUGUAGCUGGCAGAAAGUCGGCUAUGGUGAAGACGCUGUGGGAACGUUCAAAGGAAUCCGUAUACUGGCCCAUGAGUUUGGACACUUGCUAGGAUGCCCCCACGAUGGCACUUCUAGUGGCUACUAUUCUUCGGUGAGCUGCCCCUGGAAUGAUGGAUUCCUCAUGAGCUACUUGGAAACGGACAGCAGAAGCAUGAAGUUCUCCCACUGUUGCAACCAAAUGAUUUCUAUGCUAGUAUGGUCCGAACGCGGCAAAUGCCUGCUCACGAACGGUGCGAAGAGGAAAAUAAAGAAGAAGUUUUAUGUGAAGAUCUUUGUUGGAAACAUACUGACGAGAGACCAGAUAUGCAAGCUCUCUUUUCCCAAUGUAGCAGAAACCCGUUUCAUCAAGGACUACCACGGCAACGAGAACUGCAUGGGAAGGUGUUUCAUGCCCAAGUCAGUUUAUGGCUAUGACACUUUCUUGCCAACAUUCCUGCCAGACAACUCUCCUUGCACGGAAAACAAUGGGACUAUAUGCAGAAACGGCGACUGCGUCCGACAGAAGCUGAAGCAUUUGCAAUACCGACCAUACUAAUUAUUGUAUCAUUAAACGAAUUUAUUCCCUUAAA